CUGCUUCCGGACACUACUGAUGGUGACUUUAGAGCAGCUUUGAAUACUGGGAUGCUAGACGUGGUACCAGCAUUGUUUGAUGUCCCUGAAAAGCCAUCUGGUAACUGUCAUCGACGAAAUCAAACGGUCGACUUUGAAGAGCGAAUACAUGUUUACACAUCGUUCGAGGAUGUUUUGCUCGAUCUGUGA
Cylicostephanus goldi is the source of this 189-nucleotide messenger RNA. The record is from the annotation of a GenBank genome assembly. Lineage: Eukaryota; Metazoa; Nematoda; Chromadorea; Rhabditida; Strongylidae.